AUGUACCAUGGUUUUAGCCUUACCCAACCAUCUCCUUCGAACUUCACGACAUUUGCAAUGAGAUGCCUCCCCUUACUUGCGACGAAGACCCAGAGUUCUCGCUUGGCCGAUGCGGACCCUUACGAUGGCUUCGAUACUCCUGCUGAUACGUUUGAGUCACGUGUACCAUGCAUAUUGGAAGGACUAAGCCUCGUUGACCCCGCACGAUGCCAAUCUCAGCUUAAGCGUAUUGAGGGGCAGCUUGCCGAGAGAGGUGGCCAGGGUAAAGUUAGCUUUGAGGCUUUGAAAUGGCCAUUCAAGAGUAAGGAUGUUCAGUCACUUAUUCAGGAUCUGGAUCGGUGUACCAAGGCUAUUUAUUCAGCCUUGGAAGUCGAUCAGACCUCGAUCCUUCUCGAUAUCGACCAUAAGAUCGCCCUUGACACGCUGCCUAUCGCAGAAGGGGCCUCUUUUGACUCGCAUGCCGAAGAACACAACCCGACAUGCUUGCCAAACACCCGUGAGGAGCUGCUCCGAGACAUCGGCUGCUGGAUUGAUGACGAUACCUCGAAGACGAUAUUCUGGCUCAAUGGUAUGGCGGGAACUGGAAAGUCGACUAUCUCACGGACUGUUGCACAGGCGCGAUCUCGGCGAGGUAAUCUCGGUGCCAGCUUCUUCUUCAAAAGAGGAGAGAUGGACAGAGGCAACCUCAACAAAUUGAUGUCGACUUUGGCCUACCAGUUGUCUUUGAGCAUUCCAGAAGCUGCGUUCUUCGUCAAGAAGGCGCUUGAUGACAAUUCGGCCAUUAUGAGAAAGUCAGUAAAAGAGCAGUUCCAAAAGCUCAUCCAGGAACCACUGUCUGAGGCAGCAGCAUCGGCGAAGGUGUUGUCGCCGGUCGUGAUAGUGAUCGAUGCCUUAGACGAGUGUGAUCAAGAGGAUGAUAUCAGGUUGCUGAUAAAUAUUCUCUCGCAAGCCAAAACGUCACUUCCUCACCUCAGGGUGUUCUUGACGAGCAGGCCGGAGCUUCCGAUUCGGCUGGGAUUCAGUCAGGUGCAGGGUUCCUAUCAGGCCUUAGUUCUACAUGCCAUCCCAGCACAGAUUGUCGAGCACGAUAUAGUUGUAUUCUUGGAUGCCGAGUUUGAGAAGAUCCGACACGAUUUCAACACGACUGUCGGCGAUGAAAGGAAGCUGCCUUCGGAUUGGCCAGGUCGCCCAAUUGUACAGACUCUCGCGCAGAUGGCCGUACCGCUCUUCAUCUUUGCAGCUACUGUUUGUCGUUUUGUCGGUGAUUCCAAACGGAGGAAUCCUCGAACACGAUUGCAGACGGUGCUGGAUCAAGAGGGGACAAGUCAUGGGUCCCAACUUGAGCAAACCUACACACCGAUUUUACGCUCACAGAUCGCCGGACUGCCAAAGAAAGAGAGAGAUGAGGUGAUCGAAGACUUCAAAGUGAUUGUCGGCAGUAUCGUUAUCCUUGCGAGUCCUCUAUCGGUGACAGCACUUUCACGAUUGAUCGACGUUCUACCCGACACUGUGGACGAAAGAUUAGAUGCGCUGCAUUCGGUGUUGAGCAUCCCGCCGGAACGAGCAAUGCCUGUGCGGCUGUUACACUUGUCGUUUCGAGACUAUCUUGUUGACCCAGGAAGUAAAGGGACGACUGAUUUCUGGGUGGAUGAGAAGCUCACGCAACGAAGGCUGGCACAACACUGCUUGCGCAUUAUGCGCGGCGGUCUGCGGAAGAACAUAUGCGGCCUGUCUUUCCCAGGCAUGCGUCGAUCUUCAGUAGACUUUAGGCUACUAGAGAAGAGGAUACCUUCACAGCUCCAAUACGCUUGCAUGCACUGGGCGUAUCAUCAAACGUCAGGUAAACCCGAGCUUAGCGAUGAUAAGGAUGUUUAUGACUUCUUGACGACACACUUCCUGCAUUGGCUUGAAGCGAUGAGUUUGCUCGGACGAGUUAAGGAAUGUCUUGACGCCCUAAGGUUACUGGCGAGAUGGGUAGAGGUUUGUAUCUAUAUCUAA
This is a messenger RNA of Fusarium graminearum PH-1, 1998 nucleotides long. RefSeq lists its product as uncharacterized. The coding region runs from base 1 to 1998 and encodes 665 amino acids. The record is from RefSeq and is a predicted model, not a curated record. Lineage: Eukaryota; Fungi; Ascomycota; Sordariomycetes; Hypocreales; Nectriaceae. The transcript has 3 exons.